This is a messenger RNA of Helobdella robusta, 2265 nucleotides long. RefSeq lists its product as hypothetical. Bases 1 to 2265 code for a protein of 754 amino acids. The transcript has 11 exons. Gene Ontology annotation, biological process: regulation of DNA-templated transcription. The record is from RefSeq and is a predicted model, not a curated record. Gene Ontology annotation, cellular component: NuA4 histone acetyltransferase complex. NCBI's taxonomy places the organism in Eukaryota, Metazoa, Annelida, Clitellata, Rhynchobdellida, Glossiphoniidae.
AUGAUUUGCCUUCAUCACAUCAUUAGUGUGUGCUCCUCACGCUCUACAUCCAGUUUCAAACUCCUAUACAAAUACACCAUGGAACAACUCAAUGAGAAAGUUGAUCACCUUCAAACUCAGCUGCAUGGUUUUAAGAGCUGGAUAAUUAAAGCAAAAAUUGCCAUGGAAGCAAAAGGCAGAGAUAGACUAGCCCUGUCCAGUAUGCAGUGCAUAUUGAAGGAGGCGCGCGAGAACAACUUCCCAUCUUGUCCGACGCUGGAAGCAUUGAAAAGGGAAUGCGAGUUUGGAGAAAGAUGUCAGACUGUGGCUUGCAUGUUGCUGGGUCCCGAUGGCAAUAUUGUGAGCAGACGUAAAGUUAAGAGAAGGAGAAGUAAGAGAAAGAAAGGUGUGGCUGCUGACGAUUAUGAUGAUUACGACGACGAAGAAGAAGAUGUUGUUGCCGGGGAAGUUGAUAGCAAACUAGAAGAUAAAGAGAAAGUGUCGUAUGAAGAAUUCAUGACGAUUGUCAACAGAAUGGACCGCUUGUCAUUCAAGUUGAUGUGUGCUCCUAAACUUAAGGAACUGUCGAUAAGAAUUGAAAAAUUCCGUAAAAAGUUGCAAACUGAUAUACAGAAACAUCCUUUGGACAAUGAACUGAUAGAUUCGUAUUUUGACCAAUGUUACGAGUACCCUGUUGAAGUGCCAGAACUUGCAAUGCUCCACCAGUGUCUUUCUUUAAUAUCUUGGCUAGAAGAAGUAUCAUGCAUUCAAAACGAAACCAUUCAACUUUCCUGUGAAACUGUUUUAAGACUUCGUGAAACUGGAUUGAGUUUUGCAACCUCUGAUCCAAAAAUAGAAAGUAGUUUGGAGUUUUUGGAAGAGCUGAUCACUACAUUCAAAAAACUAGAAUUCAAAGCUUCUACUUACACGUUUAACAAGCCCUGGCAAAGUGUUGAAGAUGUGGAACGACUGGUGAUUGAAUGCCAAGAAAGUAAGAUGGUCAUUCCUUCCAUUGGCCUGCUGUCUUCAGCCUUGAAGGAUGCAAAGGAGUGGUGCUCAGCUGCCGAGGAGAUAACUAAGAACGCUCCUGUUACUCGAAGAAGAAGCAUGUUGAUGUUAUCUGGUUCAAACGACGAGUCCGUUGUCAAACCCAAGUUGGAAGACUUGGACAACCUCAUAUCAAAAAGUCAACAAAUUCCAAUAUCAUUGCCACAGUUAGAAAAUAUCAUAAAUAUCAAAUCUCAAGUAACAGGGUGGAUAGCUCAGCUUUCUCAUAUGUUGCUCAAAUCAUCUCAACAAUCACUUCUAAAGAUGCUGCUACCUCGUAAAGACAUUCCAUCACUCAUUCACAAGUCAACAAAAUCUGUGAACAGCACUACAAAAGUCAACAAUAAAAAUAGUUGUGUUGAUAGCAAUAAUGAAGAUGAUGAUGGUUUCAUCAGUUUGGAUAACUCUUCUUCGUCAUUGGACUUUCCACAUUUGGAUGACGAAUAUUUGGAGAUAUUACGUAAAGCAGAGAUAACAGAUAUGCAAAUGUUGAGACAAGUCAAUGAAAAAAAAAUACAUGCAUCUCCAUGUGGCUCAAUAGGACAUUGUAUUUGUGGCCUUGGAAAAUACGGCAGCAUGGUUAAAUGUUCUUUGUGCUAUGAGCUGUACCAUUAUAGUUGUGUGGAAUACAGCUGCAUCCCACAGACCCUAUCAUUUCCACUCUUAUCUCCUUUUGACAUCCUCAAAACGUUUGACAACUUUUUAUGCCCGAGAUGCAAUCGAACCAAUAGGCAACGAGCUAGCGAAUUGAAUAAUUUUGUAGCUAUGUACAACAAUGAUCUGGAAGUUGUCUUUCAGGAAGGACUAGCAUUGGGCAAUUUGAUGAAAAGAGCUGAAGAAUGGAAGCUGAAAAUGAAAGCCUUUAUUAAAGGAAAACCAAAUCUCAAAGUUUUGGAAAAUCUGUGGAGAAUGCUUGCCAAUGGGGACGACAUUGGAAAUUUGAAUGAUAAAUUUCUUUUCACGGAAAACAUCCGAAAGAAUUUGAUGGAGUUGUUGUUAGAAGGUGACUUGAUAGAGGUGCACAUGUCGGAAAGGUACCUACUUAGAUACGCACUGCAAUGUCAUGAUGCCUCAACCUUCAAAACACGCAUUUACUCUUUUCCUGACGUCUUACCUGAUGUCAUAAAGACGUUGCCGAGGAAAACAAGUCAUCCAAGGAAACGAAACAAAAGAUGCAGUAGGGAUGGUCUAAAAAUACAAGGUUUGACUGGCAUUAAUCAUUUGUUCAUGAAGUCUUAG